AUGGGGUUUGACAUCGACAAUACCCUGUUGCUCAUGAAGUACAUCAAGGACGACAUGCUCGAGUGCAUGAUGCUGCUGCUCAUGGGCGUGUCACUGCUGCUCAUGAAGUACAUCAAGGACAACAUGCUCGAGUGCAUGAUUCUGCUGCUCAUGGGCAUGUCACUGCUGCUCAUGAGCAAGGAAGACAUGCUCGAGGGCAUGAUGGUGCAGCUCAUGGAAGUGUUGAUGCUGCUCCUAAAGUGCAUCAAGGAUGGCAUGCUCGAGGGCAUGUUGCCGCAACCCCUACGCAUGCCAUUGCUGCUCAUGAAUCACAACAAGUGCGUCAUGGUCAAGGGCAAAAUUGUGGCACUUGGAUUCGAAGAAACUACAGCUAGCAAUGCAACAGAGCAAAUUGAAAAAGGGGUGCCAAAGCUUGGCAUGCAGUUUUUAUCUGAAGAAGAAGCUUAUUCCUUCUAUAACAAGUAUGCUUAUUCCAUGGGUUUUAGCAUCCGAAGAGGCAAUCAACAUAAAGUAAAAAAUUCUAGUACAAUACAACAACGGACAUUCACAUGUUCUCGUCAAGGAGUUCGUGCGGAAGAUAAAAGAGAGGAGAAAUUCAGUUAUAGUAGGCCUGAGACACGAUGUGGUUGUGAUGCACGUAUGAAGAUAAGUCUUAAUAAUGGGAUUUAUUAUGUAUACGAAUUUAAGGAAGCCCACAACCAUAGUCUUGCUACUGGAAAUAUGUCGCAAUACUUAAGAUCACACAGGAAAGUAACUGAAGCUCAACUAGCCAAUGCUGAGGCCGCAAAGUCAGUGGGCAUUUCAAAUAAAGCAACUAUUGAUCUAAUGACGAAAGAGGCAUGUGGACCUGAAAACCUUGGCUUUAUAAGCACAGACAUGAAAAAUCGUUUGUACUCAAAGAGAACACUAAAAGCAAAGGUGGGUGACACUGGUGGAGUGUUAGAAUAUAUGGAGAAGAAGGUUUCAGAAGAUGUCAAGUUUUUUUAUUCAAUUCAAGUUGAUGAGGAUGAUUUGAUAACUAAUAUAUUUUGGACGGACUCCAAAAUGGUCUCAGACUAUGCAUUAUUUGGUGAUGUCAUAUGUUUUGACACCACAUACAGGAAACUAGACGAUAGGCGUCCGUUUGGUUUAAUUGUUGGUGUAAAUAAUCACAAGAAAACAAUUGUGUUUGGUGCUGCACUUCUCUAUGAUGAACCAGCAGAAAGUUUUGCUUGGCUUUUUAGAACAUUUUUAACAGUAAUGUCUGGAAAGCAUCCACAUACAACUCUGACUGACGAAGAUGCGGCAAUGGCUAAGGCGAUCCGUUCAGUCCUGCCUCACUCUCACCAUAGACUUUGUGUGUGGCAUAUGAAUCAAAAUGCUAUCAAACAUCUUGGUGGAGUUUUACAGAUUACAAGAAGUUCAAUGCUGAUUUUCAGCAUUGUAUCUAUGAUAUUGAGGAGGAAGAUGAAUUUAUAA
Messenger RNA from Triticum aestivum (bread wheat), 1458 nucleotides. RefSeq names its product protein FAR1-RELATED SEQUENCE 5. Lineage: Eukaryota; Viridiplantae; Streptophyta; Magnoliopsida; Poales; Poaceae. The coding region runs from base 1 to 1458 and encodes 485 amino acids. The transcript has 4 exons. The record is from RefSeq and is a predicted model, not a curated record.